GUGAGCGGUGGCGCGCGAGCCCGCCGGAAGCAGCCCUCUCUCCUCCCCGUCACUUCCGGGAAGGAGCGAGGCAGCCGUUAGGCCCCGGGCGCGGCGCGGCGGCCUGAGGAGCUUUUCCAGGAUGACUGACACCCCCGAUGCCCUCUCCAAUUAUGAGGAGAUGUUUGCCAAGCGGUUCUCAGAAGAAGAUACAGAGUAUCAAGAAUACUUGAAACGCCCAGCGGAAUCGCCUCCUAUAAUUGAAGAGUGGAACAGCCGAGCUGGUGGGAACCAAAGGAAUAGAGGCAACCGGUUGCCGGAAAACCGACCGUUCAGAGGUCGGGACAACAGGCGCGGCUGGGCCGGCGACCAUCGACCGAACCAGUGGCAGGGCAGACCCUGGGGCAACAGCUACCAGCAGCACAGGCAGGAGCCCUACUACCAUCACCACCACCAUCACCACCAGUACGGCCACUACGGCUACAACCAGCGGCACCCCUACGGCUACUACUAACGCUGGCGGCCGCCCGGAGUCUCCUCCACCGCCGCGAAGCUUGUGGGCGUCUUCUCUUGUUUUUUUCCCUUUCUGUACAGAGUCUUGGGUGGGU
This is a messenger RNA of Ornithorhynchus anatinus (platypus), 587 nucleotides long. It is a transcript of the gene RAMAC, whose product is annotated as RNA guanine-7 methyltransferase activating subunit. Lineage: Eukaryota; Metazoa; Chordata; Mammalia; Monotremata; Ornithorhynchidae. The record is from RefSeq and is a predicted model, not a curated record. The coding region runs from base 122 to 493 and encodes 123 amino acids. Gene Ontology annotation, biological process: RNA 5'-cap (guanine-N7)-methylation. The transcript is spliced from 3 exons. Gene Ontology annotation, molecular function: RNA binding.